AUGGAUAGCGGCUACCUGACCAGCAAAGAGGCCCCGGCCAAGGGCUCCCAGGACAGAGGGAGCAGCGAUCUUCCCAUGGAUAAGACCGAGUCCGAAAGCAACAAAGGGAAGAAAAGGCGGAACAGAACUACAUUCACCAGCUACCAGCUGGAGGAGCUGGAGAAAGUCUUCCAGAAGACACACUACCCAGAUGUUUAUGCCCGGGAACAGCUGGCCAUGAGGACUGACCUUACAGAGGCCAGAGUGCAGGUGUGGUUCCAGAAUCGAAGGGCAAAGUGGAGGAAAAGAGAGAGGUUCGGGCAAAUGCAACAAGUACGGACUCACUUCUCUUCUGCCUACGAGCUGCCACUACUGACCCGAGCUGAAAACUAUGCCCAGAUUCAGAACCCGUCCUGGAUUGGAAACAACAGCGGAGGUUCCCCAGUUCCAGCCUGCGUGGUACCGUGCGACACCGUCUCCUCCUGCAUGUCCCCGCACACCCACCCGCACUCGGCCGGGGGAGUCUCGGAGUUCCUCAGCGUUCCAGGCCCCGGAUCUCACGUCAGCCAGACGCACAUGAGCGGGCUCUUCAGCAGCGCCGCCAUGGCACCUGGCAUAAAUGGGUACGACUUGAACACUGAGCCCGACCGCAAGAGCUCCAGCAUCGCGGCACUCAGGAUGAAGGCCAAGGAACACAGCGCCGCCAUGUCUUGGGCGACAUGA
Staurois parvus is the source of this 702-nucleotide messenger RNA. The record is from the annotation of a GenBank genome assembly. NCBI's taxonomy places the organism in Eukaryota, Metazoa, Chordata, Amphibia, Anura, Ranidae.